CACAGACCUUCUGACUGCAAUAAUCCUUGGAGACGGUUGUGCCUGAGUUUCUCCUCCCCAGUCCCAGGGACAGUGCUGCAGGGCAGCAGGGCGGUGCUGCGAGAAACCCCCUGACACCCCCAGACUCUGCGCACACCUCCAGAGCUCCCAUUCCAUUCCAACCUCUCCCUUUCAACUGCCCAUCACCUCCUCCCCUGCUCUCCUCUCAGCCUCAACCCCACCACCAACUCAGUGCAAAGCAUCCCCGGGGGCUGCACAAGGUGGGGUGCAGCUGGCUGGAAGCUGUGCAGCACAGCCUGCAGCGAGCAGGGGCUCAGAAUAGCUGCAUGCAAGCCCCCGAAUGUGGUUAACACCACCUCUCACACCUCACACCUCUUUCGCUGCUUGCUGGGGCUGUGGUGGCCAGACACGCACUGCUUUUGGGCUGCUGCUGCGUCCGAUGUUGUCCCAAACAUGCAGAUGGAGGAAGUGGUGCACACCAGGCCCUGCUGACUGCUGGCUCGUAUUUGCUUCAGGGGCUUUUUAUCUCGCCUCUGCCAGAGCCCCGGAUAUCCGUGGCUGCUUUGCGAAAGGGGAAAGCAGAGCAGAGUUUCUCUGGGAGGGAAGGGUCCUUUGGGUCAGAUUCAGGUUGCAGCAGCGAGGAGGAAGAUGGGGCAUGAAGAAGAAGUGGACACUUCCUGUUUGGCCUGAAACUGCCUGCUCUCUGGGCAGGGCAGAGGGGAUGUUGGACGGGUGGCUGCAAUAUGUGGCCAGAGUGCAGGGUGUGGACAGACGCAGCACUGCAGGAGAUGGGAGCAUGCAGGGAUCCAUCCCUGCUCCAUCUGCACCAAGAAGUGCUGCCCAGAGAGGAUGGAGCAGCAGCACACGAGGAGCUGAAGGGUGCAGGGACACAGCAGUGCUCACUGGUAUGGAUCUGCAGCUGCUGCUGGAAGAACCACUGCCACUGGGGUGGAUAUCUGUUACUUGGAAAGUGGAACUGGGGGUAGAACCCCGGCAGCGCAUCCUGACGGUUUGGAAGGAUAAAGUUGAACCUGCAAACAGUUCUCUUUCUCGGAGAGCCAUCUUCCACCGGGAGCCCUUCUCCCUGCAGAUCAGUGCUGUCACCCAAGCAGACAACAGCAACUAUUUUGCAGAGAUUGAAAAGUCAGAUGGGUCCGUUUCGACCAAGUGCUUCCAUGUGUCAGUGUGGGGUGAGUGCCUGGACCUCCUGCCCUCCUCCCUCCCCAUCCCCUCUAACCUCUCUGUCCCUGCAGAGCCUGUGGGCAGCCCACACCUGGAGACACGCGUGCUGCAGCAGGAGCAGGGACGGUGCAGCUUCCAGCUGUCCUGCACUGUGCCUGAGGCCACCGCCGUGUCCUACAGCUGGUCCCGUGACUGGGAGCCACUGGGCAACCAGAGUGUGCUGGAAGUGCCCAAGGAUGUGCAGCCUGGGCAUUAUGUCUGCAAUGUGAGCAACCCGGCCAGCUGGAGCACGGCCAGCAUCGACACGGCCACAGCCUGCAGCCAGACAGGGCUGUUUGGUGCCAUCCCGUGGUGGGCAGUGACCGUGUUGCUGGUGCUGGCUGUCUGCAUUGCUGGCUCCAUCACCUACUGGUGCUGGAGGAGGAGGAGGAAGGACCGCCCUGCAGCUCCGACACCCUCAGCUCCCCCAGAACACACAGAGCCAUCGCUGACUGUCUAUGAGGAGGUGGGCAAACUCCAAACCGGUCAAGAGCCUAAUGGGAACAGUGAGGCUCACAUGGUGGGUAACACCGUCUACGCUGUGGUCAACCCCAAAGGACAGAGGCCCAGAAGCCCUCAAAAGCCUGAAAGCUGCACCAUUUACUCCACUGUUCAGCACAGCAUGAAGUCCCCCUCCUUCAAGAUGAAGAAGUUGGACCGAGCUUUGGUUUCCACUGCCUACAUGGAGGUGACGGCACCUUUGAGACAUUACACCUCCUCUCAGAGCUCAUCCACAUCUCCCACGGACCUCCAAAACUCCUGAGCCCUGCAGGCACUUGGAUUCUCUGCCCCCCCCCCUCCUUCUGCAGCUCGGGGACUCAUUGGGGAUGGGAAACAUCUGGACUUGGGUUUUGCUAACACCACAACCACCCCCUAUCCUGACUGCUGCUGGGGGUUCAGCCCUGCACCCAACGGUCCUUCCUUCCUCCGACGCCCUCCGACGGCACGAGAGGCUCCGGGAGGAGGGGAGGGGGGAGAGAAAGGGGACUCUGGCUUCAAAAAAUCGCACCAAAGGCGAGAUCAAGGCUUUUAUUUGGGAUUAAAAUUAAACGUGUCUCUUUGAUGGGAGCUCACUCCCGACGGCGCCGC
Molecule: messenger RNA, 2310 nt
Organism: Lagopus leucura (white-tailed ptarmigan)
Lineage: Eukaryota; Metazoa; Chordata; Aves; Galliformes; Phasianidae
Product: natural killer cell receptor 2B4-like
Exons: 8
Coding region: 341-1984 (547 amino acids)
Biological process (GO): natural killer cell activation involved in immune response
Cellular component (GO): external side of plasma membrane
Molecular function (GO): MHC class I protein binding
Source: RefSeq, a predicted model, not a curated record